Messenger RNA from Nerophis lumbriciformis (worm pipefish), 2785 nucleotides. RefSeq names its product linkage group 10 C15orf61 homolog (gene lg10h15orf61). The record is from RefSeq and is a predicted model, not a curated record. Lineage: Eukaryota; Metazoa; Chordata; Actinopteri; Syngnathiformes; Syngnathidae.
ACGACUUAGAGGCGAACACCGGCAUGUAGCCCCAUGCUACACACGUCAAGUCAGGUCAGCUGUCUUUCUUCCCAUAGUUAUUAUACCGUCCACGGUCCAGAUUAACAAUAAAUGACUGUCGACAUGCAUGUAUUAAAGUUAGGUGUUAGUCACCAUGAAGACUCUGCCAUGGUAGUUUGAAGGUCUUUUUACCUUAGCCGAGCUGCUAGCUUGCUAGCUCCCCAACACGCCCCUACUUCACGUUGAAGUUUACAUUGAAUGACGUCAUAGCUCCACCACACGCCCCUACUCGAGUGUUGUGUCAAGUCAGCGUCAUAGCUCCACUCCAUCAUCAGUAAGGUUCAGAAUUGCCGCAUUCCUACAAGUUAUGAGGGCGCUUUUGAAAAAACUGCAUCGCAUAUUUGUCAAACUCGCCUUUUUCCCAAGCUUUUUGGGCCAUUCCUCGCCUCGUCCCGCCGCUUCGGAGGUGCUCACCUGUCACCUGCGGCAGAGGAAGCUGCCGCCCUGGACAUCUUUCUGUGUGCGCUACUCUGCCGUUCAAAAUGACCAAUUUGGACUGUCCAACUUUAACUGGAGCGUCCAGGGAUCGAACUACCACGUACUGAGAACUGGCUGCUUCCCCUUCAUUAAGUACCACUGUACCAAAGCACCUCCACAGAGCCUGCACUGGGAGGAUAGCUUUUUCACCCUGCUCAAAGUCAUCAAUCUAGGUGUCCCCUGUUUGGCCUAUGGAAUCGGUUGUUGGAUGGUUGUGGGUGCUGCUGAAACAGUCCAUACAAGCCUUGGUCCUGUCACAGUCUAUUUCGCUUACAAGGAAGACGAAGGUGCUCAAUAUUAAGCCAAAAAAAUUCUAGAUGAUUUCAUGUUCUUUAUUGAAAUUUUCCAAGAAGUGGAGAUGUUGCUGAAAGUGUCAUUCUGAGUAUGUUGUGGUCUUUGUGCAAUUAUUAAAAAAAAAAAAAAUCAAGUUGCAAUGGAGAAGUUGCUUCUGCAUGUCAUUGCACUGACAAGAGUGAUGAGCCAGCUCAACUUAAAUAAUAACAAAGAUAGAUAUGUUAUUAUCCAAACAACUGGCCUAGGGAUGAUGUUCGAAAUCGGUUCUCCCGGUUGUUCGAUAAGAAAAGAACCGAUUCCAUGGACUCGAAUCCCUUUUUGAGAACCGGUUCCCGUUAACGAGGCCACUAUAGUAAAGAAAAAGUUUGAAUCCCUGGGAACGAAUCCCUUCCCACGUACAGGAAAUGCCCUGUGGGACCUGCAAUGUUAUGCCCAUUAGAUUGUAGACUCUUACUGACACCUUGUGGCGAUAUGAAAAUACUACGCCUCAUUAGUUUGGGCACUUCCGGGUUGAGACAAUUGAGAAGUAGACAAGUUGUGUUAGCUCUUACAAGCCUUGGAAAAGAUACGUCUGUAAGUAAACUGUUUAACUUGUUUAUGUAACUCAACAUUAAGGUGAAAAGUGGUUAAGUUUGAUACUGUUUAUUGAAAAACGAUUUUUGUGCACUGUUUCAAUGGAUGUUUUGAGGACUUAAAAUGGCUGCCAGUCGAAAUAGUUUCAACACUCAGAAGUAUUUGUUUGAUGAUAGUACUGUAUAUUUGUGUAAAGCUAAUAUUUACAUAUUGUGUAUUACAUUUCAGUAUAUUUAUUGAAUCACAUAGCUUAUACAUUUGUUUUUGUGUGUAUUUCAGUUAAAAAGGAAAAAAAAAACAGUCCAGUGCAAGACAAAAGUAAAGAUAGGAAAAGACAAAUCAAGAUCAACAACAAUAAAGAGCCUAAAUGGAUUUAAGCUUUGGAUUGUUUGUUAGCUGUCUGCCAAGCUGUAUAACCUCAACACGUAUAGUGAGGGCAGAACAGGCAAUAUGCAAUUAUUGCCAGGCUUCGCUCUCAUGUAAGGGGGGAAGAAUUGUUGAUUGAUGACUGUGGUGUUCUUAGUGUCAUAGUGUGUGUAGUUAGUAUGUUCCAAUAGCAGCAGAAGUGCACUUUUUGGAGAGCUGUAUUAUUUUCAGUUUUGUGCCCAAGGGACUGAUUUUAUUUAACACUAUAUUAUUAUUUAUACACCUAUAGCAUACCUGCCAACUACUCCGGUUUUCCCGUAAUUAGUACGGUUUUCAUCAACCUAUUCCGGGUUACGGUUGCAGUGAUAAAAAAUACGGUUUUUCAUUAAUUAAAAAACUUUUUUUUUUUAAAGUUUUAUUCACAAAAUCGCGUAACAACAAUAACAAUCGACACUGCUUCCCGUAACUUCCUAUCGAGCCAUUCCGAAUGCCAUGCGCGAGGCUAUUUAUAGCACCGCUGCCAAGCACGAGGCCAUUGUUUCCAAACGAGCGAACGAUCAUGGAAUCAGCCGGAGAAAAAUCGCACACGAGUCUUAAACCGAAAAGAAAACUGCAGUCAUUCCGUGAAGAAUAUUCAAAAGCCUAUCCGGGAAUAAUUAUCCGUUCCAAAAAGGGUGAAAACUAUGCGAAUUGCACCUUGUGCAGACAAGAUUUUUCGAUCGGACGCGGAGGAAUUAGCGAUGUAAAAGACCACGUUGGGACAAAAAAACACAAGUCUAAUGCCGUUGCUAGCGAUACAAGUGGAAAACUUUCAACCUUUUUCGUCGCCCAAACAGAUUCUUUGGAUGUGAUAAAUGCCGAAGUUUUAUUUACGGUGGCAAUAAUUGAGCAAACAAAAAGGUAAUGACACCAAUGUUAUCUAUUGGAAUUGUUUAGUACUGUUAUACUGUUAAAAGUGUUUAUACUAUUUAUGCUUUCAAGUCCAAGUUGAAGAAAUCUUGUUAAAUGUUGACAG